AGGCAGGGUGGCGAGACUCAUUCAUUAGGAGGCGGUGCGGGGCUCAGUGGCUCAGUGGGUCCGUGAAGGUGAGGCGCCGCAGUCACUAUCACCUGUGCCUGCCUGUGCCGUCCUCGAGGCGACCCAAGGUUGUCGUCACCCUAGCGUAGUUGUGGUGGUGGUGGUGGUAGUGGCGGAGAGGCAAGGGCGUGGUGGCGAUACAAUGGCAUGUCAUGGAGUUGUGUUCGUGAUGAUAAUGGUGACUCUAGCUAUGUGCAUCCUCACGCCCCUACCUGGAGAGGCAGGGCGGGUGUUCAAUUUCCAGCCUAACAACCAGCCAACAACCUCAACACGGACGUGGCUCUUUCUCCAGCCUCCAGAAAGCGGGGAGGGCCAAGACUCUGUACUGAGCAACCUGAGUGUGUGUCUUCGCUUCUUCAUCAACUUUUUCCGAGAGAGCACAUACGUGUUUUCUUACGCCACCUCCGACAAAAGCAACAAUGAUAUGAACAUGGGACUAAAGAAAAAUUCAAUCUUCAUAGCCUUAGGCAGCAGCUACAAAUACGGUUUGAAGAACAUGUCCUAUGUCCCUGGCAUAUGGUACCACGCGUGCUUCGUGGUCAAUGUAACAUCUUUCCUCGUGUACUUGGACGGGGAGCUACAGAGGGAGGGAACAAUAAAUGAACGCAGCAUCCUAAUGAACGGCUCUCUAGUGCUGGGACAAGAGACUGAUCUCGUCAACGGAGGUUUUCAGGAACAACAAAGCUUCUGUGGAAUGAUCACCGAUUUCAACCUCUACAGUCGCGCACUGACCUCAGACGAGGUGGAGGGCCUCGCUACCUGUACGAAUACUACUGAAGAAGGUGAUGUGGUGGCGUGGUCAAGCACACAGUGGACGAUAGAGGGCGAAGUGGAGGACAAACAGCUACAAGAGGAAGAAUACUGCGUCAAGAGGACACGCUUCACCGUGUUCCCAGAGCUGAGAAGGAACAGAGAAGCGAGGCAGUGGUGUGUGAACCACAAGAGUAUGCUGGCAGUGCCCCGCAGCGCCGAGGAGAACGAAAGGCUGUACGCCCAGGCCAUACCCUUCCUGAACCAGUGCCGCCCGCCAAACCACGCCAAGGGGUUCUUCUGGUUGGGAGCCACGGAUAAAGCAAAUAAUGGCGUCUGGACCGAUCUGGAGGGUGUUCUCCUCAACUACACUAACUUCGGAGGCAGAGAUAAAUCAUCGAAGAAGGAAUGCGCGAUAUACCUCAUUCCUCCGCAAAACCAGGGGUGGGAUGACAGCAUCUGCACUAACAUUUACAAGUUCUGCUCGGCGUGUAUGGAGGAGACGCCCGCUGUGCUGAAGAUGCGAGGCCUGUGUGAAGAUGAGGACUUGAAGGCGGCUUGGUUCACCUUCCACCAGCAGCCGGGAAAAAAGCCAUCAUUUAAAGGCUUCACCAAGUACAUCAUAGAACCUGAUGAUAAAGAAGAGACAUCUUGGCGCCUCGUAAACCAGUGGACCAACACAACUCUAGCUCUUCUGCACACCCAUGACCUCCAUUACCCUACGGGGACGCGGCAGUGGCAGCUUCUGACGGACUACGAGGUGUGCGGGAAGAGCAAAGACACCGAACACCUGCUCUCGCUUUCCGCCUGCUACGCCUUCGAAUUCACCUGUGGGGACGGCACCUGCUUGAACCUAAGUCAGCGAUGUGACCUUCGUGUGGAUUGCCCUGACAACACCGACGAGAUAGGAUGUGAGAAACUAGUCAGGCCGAAGGAUUAUCUCUCUUCCCUCACCCCGGCAGGAGUUGAGCCGGGUCCUCUCGCCCUCAAUCUCUCCCUACAGAUACUCGGUUUCUCGGAGAUCAACCUCAGGGAUCUCAAGCUCACGGUGGAUCUGGCAACGACACUCUCCUGGUACGAUCAAAGACUCAAGUACCGCAACCUGAAGGCUAUUCGAGAGAUCAACCACAUCCCGCCAUUAGAGGUGUGGACGCCGAAGGUGGAGUACAUGAACGCAGAUUUCCCACGCAUUUCUACCACCUCCCCGAUACUAAAUGUGGUGCGCCAAACUGAACCAGAGCCUGACGACCCUUCAGCCGUUCUUCACGGUGGGGAGGAAAGAGAAGAUGAGAUAUACCUGGGCGAGAGUAACCCAUUGCGCCUCAGCCAGAAGGUAAACGCCCCUUUCACCUGCAAUAUGAAUCUGAGGAACUUCCCCUUCGAUACCCAACACUGCAGCAUGCUUCUCCGCCUCAGCUCAGCACGUAGCAACUUCCUUACGUGGGCGGACAUGAAUGUAACUUACUUAGGAGAGGCACUACUGACGGAGUACGAGGUUGGGACAGUGCUAGCAGCGAUGCAGGAGGAGGAUAGAUACAGCGUGGCGAUGAUACAAAUCACCUUUUACCGGCGCUUCUGGUUCUACAUCACCUCUGCCUACCUGCCCACGAUAAUGCUGAUGUUUAUAAGCUACGCGUCACUCUUUUGUAAGCGGGAGAACAGCGACCUGAGAGUGAUGAUGUCCCUGACGACACUUCUGGUGCUCUACGCCCUCUACCAGCAGAUUUCUGACGGACUCCCGCGAACGUCUUACACCAAGGCGAUAGACGUGUGGUGCUUCUUCGCUAUUACGCUUAUUUUUGCGACGGUAAUUUUCCACGUAUUCAUCGACGUGGUCGGUAACAUGAGGAUACGGCGGCGGCGACACGUGACGGAGGACACUGGGAUCAACAUGUGGGCGGCGGUAGGCAAGGCACCACCCGAGGGAGCUGACCGCCUCAUGCUGUGGGCGCGCGGUGGCUAUGCGGGCGUGGUAGUGUUGUUUGUGGUGGUUUACUGGUCUGUGGUGCUGGCCAACAUGGAUUAUUGACACACAGGCAGACAGACAAAAAAAACACACACACACACACACACACACACACACACACACACACACACACACACAGUUCUGCAGUGUGAUUCGAUGCAUGCAUGUACGUCCUCGUAUAUACAUGCAUCCAUGCAUCCGUAUAUUGUAAGAUGAUCACGUGAUUUGAAUAUAAUAGUUAUUUUUCUCCCUCAAUAAAGUGUAUCACAAAUUA
Molecule: messenger RNA, 3050 nt
Organism: Portunus trituberculatus (swimming crab)
Lineage: Eukaryota; Metazoa; Arthropoda; Malacostraca; Decapoda; Portunidae
Exons: 15
Coding region: 203-2839 (878 amino acids)
Biological process (GO): regulation of membrane potential; monoatomic ion transmembrane transport; nervous system process
Cellular component (GO): synapse; neuron projection; membrane
Molecular function (GO): extracellular ligand-gated monoatomic ion channel activity; transmembrane signaling receptor activity; protein binding
Source: RefSeq, a predicted model, not a curated record